Molecule: messenger RNA, 6810 nt
Organism: Apis cerana (Asiatic honeybee)
Lineage: Eukaryota; Metazoa; Arthropoda; Insecta; Hymenoptera; Apidae
Gene: rdgB
Product: retinal degeneration B
Biological process (GO): phospholipid transport
Cellular component (GO): cytoplasm
Molecular function (GO): metal ion binding; phosphatidylinositol binding; phosphatidylcholine intramembrane carrier activity
Source: RefSeq, a predicted model, not a curated record
CGGUUCAUAUAGUUUUAUUUUAAUAUCACGUAUUUUUGCCACUCUGAAAAUUUCAAAGUUUAUGUAUAAAAAAAGUGUUUAGAAAAUAUAAAUUCUAUAAUGUAUUAUGUUUCUAAAGUUUUUCUUUUAGAAUAUUUAUUAUAAUCAAUAAGUAAAGUUACAAGUUAUAUUUUGCAAACUUUUUUUCAAGAACGAUAAAAAAAGAUUUAAAGUACAAUUGAACCAUUUCAAUGGUUAAGGACAUAAUAAUAUUACAUAUUUACCUGUUUUUUAACAUUGCUCUUCUGUCUAAUUAACGUCUCAAGAAUAAUUCCAGAUUACGUCAAUAAUAUCAUGAAUGAUAAGAGGAAAGAAACAACCUUGGAACGAUCUAUAUCUACUAAAGUGGCUAGAGAAUAAGUAACAGCGGCAAAAUGUUGAUAAAAGAAUAUCGAAUACCGCUGCCUCUCACUGUAGAAGAAUAUAGAAUUGCUCAGCUUUACAUGAUAGCGAAAAAAUCUAGAGAAGAAAGUCAAGGAGCAGGCAGCGGUGUAGAAAUAAUAGUAAAUGAACCCUAUAGUAAUGGUCCAGGAGGAAAUGGACAAUAUACUCAUAAAAUUUAUCAUGUGGGCAGUCAUCUUCCAGAAUGGUUCAAAAGUUUGUUACCUAGGUCCGCAUUAAUCGCCAAGGAAGAAGCAUGGAACGCUUAUCCUUACACAAAAACUCGUUAUACUUGUCCUUUUGUUGAAAAGUUUUCUAUCGAAAUAGAAACGUACUAUUUUCCUGACAAUGGUUACCAAGAAAAUGUCUUCAAGCUCAGUGGUAGUGAUUUAAGAAAUAGAAUUGUAGAUAUAAUUGACAUUGUAAAGGAUCAAUGUGACUAUGUGAAAGAGGAGGAUCCUAAAUUGUAUGUAUCUCAGAAAACUAAUCGAGGACCUCUUACGGAAUCAUGGCUAGAAGAAUACUGGGCUGAUGUAAAAGGAAAGCAACAACCGACAUCAUCCGGAAAAUCAUUAAUGUGUGCAUACAAAUUAUGCCGUGUAGAGUUCCGUUAUUGGGGUGUACAAACCAAAUUAGAAAAAUUUAUACACGAUAUAGCUUUGCGAAAAACUAUGGUUAGAGCUCAUAGACAAGCUUGGGCUUGGCAAGAUGAAUGGAACGGUUUGACUAUGGAAAAUAUUCGAGAAAUUGAACGACAAACACAAUUGGCAUUGCAAAAAAGAAUGGCCAACGCAGAGGGUAGUGAAGAAUCCCCGAAUGACAAUCAAGAGAAAUCUAUUUCCAAUACGACGAUGACUCCUCAAGAAUCAGAUGUUGCCAUGACGUUAGCUGCCACACUUGGAAGCAUCGAGAAAAAUGAAGAUUUUCAAAGUCCUACAAGUGCUAGAAAAUCAUCUGAUAUACCAAUGACAAAUACAGCUAUCAGUUCAGAGGGUGAAGUUAGUCCCGAAGAUUCGCCGACUGAAGUACCCGAGCUUAGAAAUGCUUCUACUGAAGAAAAAGCAGAUGCAAAGAAAUCAUGGAAGAAGAAUAAAGCAGCAAUGAAUUCGCCAUGCUCGAAUAAAAGUUUUGAUAUGCAAAUAGCAAAUUGGCGCAUGGAAAGUAUCGUGAGAGAAUCCGAAUCUGAUAGUGAAGAUGAGUUUUUUGACUGCCAAGCUGGGUUCAUUAUACCUAUUAUAUGCGAAGAGAACUUUGGAGAUAACUCUUCAUUAGCUAAAUGGAGUUCUUUGGAUCUUCUAGCAGAAGAGGACGACAAUACGUUCACUUCGUCCACUAUGGCAAACAAAGAAGACGACACGAUAUUUUCAUCUUCAUAUCUACAACGAAUGGCUAGUGAACGUAGCAGUAAAAGAUUGCAAAUUUCUACUUCAGCCAGUAUUGAUGCCUCAUAUCCAGCUUCACCUCAACAUUCUCCAACCCAUCAACCAUGCAAAACUACUGUCCUUCUUAUUGUAAUGCAUGCAGGAAGUGUACUAGAUGCUAAUGUUGAUUUAACGGCGAAAAAAUCAGAUAUCACAACUUUCAAAGGAGCCUUCGAAUCUGUAAUGAGACAGCGCUAUUCCAGUAUGGUCGGACAUGUUGCUAUUAAGUUCGUUUCUUGUCCAUCAAUUUGCACUGAAGGUCUUGGUAUUUUAUCGAGUUUAAGUCCUUAUAGUUUCGAUGUUUCACCUUCCUCUAUGGAUGCUCCUCAAGUAACACACGAUACUAUUCCAAUUGGUGCUAUACCUCUGCUUGCUAGUUCUACUUCUGAAUAUCAGGAUGCUGUCUCACGAGUUAUAGCAGGAGCGAAUCAAGUUUAUCAUGAUUUUAUCAAAAGUGAAGAAGGUCGUGGUUUUACGGGACAGAUUUGCUUUAUUGGAGAUUCAGUAGGAGCGAUUUUAACAUAUGACGCUUUGUGUAGAUCUGUUCAUUCUAGACAUAAUAGCGAGAACAAUAUUUUGGAUAAUCAGGGCAUUGAGAAUAGCAUGAACACUGAAGAUGGCAAACACUUGACUGCACCUUCUCCUAGAAGGAAAUCUUCUAGUACAUGUGAGAGUUCACAUUCUAAAUUGGAUUUUGAUGUAGGAGAAUUUUUCAUGUUUGGUAGUCCACUUGCUUUAGUAUUAGCAUAUAGAAAAAUUUCUGCAGAUAAAUCUACUAAUAUAAAGAGACCAUUGGUGAAUCAAUUAUAUAACUUAUUUCAUCCUACUGAUCCUGUAGCUGCUAGAUUAGAACCACUCAUUUCUGCAAGAUUUUCUCUUCUUCCGCCUGUGAAUGUAGCUCAAUAUCAAAAGUAUCCAUUAGGAAAUGGACAGCCUUAUCAUUUGUUGGAAGCUAUUCAAACAAAUCCACAAUUAUUUACGGAUGGAUUAAAUAUUCCAAAUAUGUCAAUGUCCCAUUUAAGACGACUGUCCGAUAUAUCGAUUCAUAGUACGAUGUCUGGUGUAGUUGAAAAUGUUCCUUUGCAAGUAAUAUCAAAUUUAACACAAAAAUGGUGGGGUACAAAGAGAUUAGAUUAUGCUCUCUAUUGUCCUGAAGGUUUAGCAAAUUUCCCUACAAAUGCUUUGCCUCAUCUUUUUCAUGCCAGUUAUUGGGAAUCUUUUGAUGUUAUUGCAUUUAUUCUGCGACAAUUAGGCAGAUUUGAUUUACCAUUACUCGCAAAUGAAGAGAAAGAAUUAACUUGUUUCCGUCCAGGUCAACCUAGAGAGAAAUGGAAUAAGAAACGUACUUCUGUUAAACUUAAGAAUGUUGCUGCCAAUCAUAGAGCAAAUGAUGUAAUUGUUAGAGAAGGAGCACCUCAAGUGCUGAUUGCUAGAUUUAUGUAUAGUCCAAUUGACGUUAUCGCUUUAACCGGCGAAAAAGUAGAUAUUCAUAUUAUGAAGGAUGCACCUGCAGGGGAAUGGACAUAUUUAUCAACUGAAAUAACUGAUAAGAAUGGUAGAAUAACAUAUAAAAUACCUGAUGAUAAAGCAUUGGGAUAUGGUCUUUACCCAGUUAAAAUGAUUGUUAGAGGUGAUCAUACAUUCGUAGACUUCUUCUUGACUGUGAUUCCACCAAAAACAGAGUGCGUAGUAUUUAGUAUAGAUGGCUCAUUUACUGCAAGUAUGUCUGUAAGUGGAAAAGAUCCGAAAGUUAGAGCUGGAGCUGUUGAUAUUGUCAGACAUUGGCAAGAACUGGGAUAUUUAAUUAUAUAUAUUACUGCAAGACCUGAUAUGCAACAACAGAAAGUUGUUUCCUGGUUAUCUCAGCACAACUUUCCUCAUGGCCUUGUGUCCUUUGCAGAUGGUCUUUCAACAGAUCCCCUGGGUCAUAAAGCGGCAUAUUUAAAUAAACUUGUACAGGAACACGGUGUAAUAAUUCAUCACGCAUAUGGUAGCAGUAAAGAUAUUAGUGUUUACACUGCAAUUAAUCUUAAGCCAAAUCAAAUUUUCAUCAUUGGGAAAGUGUCAAAAAAAUACCAUGCUUUGGCAACUAUCCUUCACGAUGGUUAUGCUGCUCAUUUAAGUAUGCUACAGGCGCACGGAGGCUCGAGACCUGCUCAGGGUAAUGCACGUAUGGUGAUUCCAAGAGGUCAAUUCGGUUUACCCGGACAAAACGCUUCUCUACGACGAAGAAGCUCUUUUAGAUUGGCGAAGCGUGCAAUAUCUCAACCAACUCCGAGUAAAGUGGUCUAUCCCUUGGAACGAUCAACGAGUGUUGGGCCUCCAAUUUCAUCACAGACUACAUCAACCUUCCGAUCCACGGCACCAGAGAAACUUUGACGAUUCGCACGCUGCCGGUCGUUUUUUGAGCCCCGGCAUUAACUGUAUACAUUUAAACACUUUAAAAAUACGAGGAUAGUUCGAAGAGGAAGUCCUCGUAUAUUUCGACCGAUACGUGCUCAACAAUCUAAAGAAGAUGAUUCUACUUUGUUACUCCGCCUUUUUAUAUCCUCUCUGUAUACCUAUUGUAAAUUUUAAAAUGCUAUUCGAUAUUACGAAUCCAUGUUGUAUAAAAUGCGAUAAACUGUAUAGACUUCCCUAUUUGGUAUGAAGAAGGAACUUUCUAACUGAGAAAAAAUGGUUUGAACGUACGAGGACUUUGUCUUUUGUCCCUUUUAACGUGUUAUUAUAUCAUCUACCAUUUUAAACAAUGUGAUUAAUUUUUUUUUUACCAAUUUAUUAUAAGAGCUUUUUUCUAGUGAUCUUUCCAAGUAAACUGAUACAACGUCUUCUGCAAAAGAUGUGAUCGAGCACGAUCAAAAUUUUUGAUAAUGUAGUUUGGAUCAUGAAUUAUUGAGUCUAGUUCCUAAAUAUAAAUCGACAUCUUAGAAGAUAGAGAUCUCCUAGAAAAAAAAGCGCAAUCUUUUUUAAUAUUUUUUUCCAUUGUUUAAAAUUUUUAAUCGAUUGCAUGAUUUUAUUUCGAUUUUCGAUCAAGUUUCAAAAAUAUAUCCUACGAACUGUGUGUAUGUACAAUCAUGUUUUAUCUAAUUGAACUAUAUUAUUAUUCUAAUCAUAGUUCGUAAGAUAUAAAUAAAAGAAAAAAAGGACAGAUCGGAUUGAUUGAAAUUGUUACCUGAAUUUUCUUCAUUGUUGGCAAAAGAAAACUGAUAUUAAUCGUUACUGAUAAUUAGCUUUUAAGUACACUGUUAUUAUAGUAACUCUAAUUAUUGCCAAGAGUUAUUAUAUAUAACAAUAUAUGCGUAACGUUGCCCAAGUUCCUUCGGUGCUAUGUUAUUUUCAACUAUUCAUAUCGAUUUAUAAUAAGAGAAGGGAAGAAAUCGAUAAAAAAAAAUAUUAAAAAAAAAACAUGUUUUGUACGUUGUCUAUCGAGAAGUAUCGAGAGUAUAAUAGUAUGUUCUUCGAUAAACGUUGGUACAAAGAUAUUUCCCUCUUAAUUGCUAUAGUUCUAUGUCAUCAUAGUCAGCGGUUAUGUAAAUAUAUCAAAAUGUAUAUAAAUAAGUAUUAUUAUAAAAUGUUCAUGGAUAAAAUAUUUAGAUUAUAGACAAAUAUUGAUUUAUUAAUUUCUAUACGAACUUCGUCAACGAAAAUUCUAUCCAAAUGAUAAUAAAAGUAUAAUAGUUUCUUCUACGUGAAUGGCAUAAUUCGAUGACGAAGAACGUUGAUAUUAAUUAUUGAAUAUGUUUUCGAAGAUAGUACGCUUAUAAUUAAAUUAUUAAUUAUCAUGUCCGUUUCUAAUCGUGAACGUAUAUUUAAUUUUGUAAUUGAUGACAAGUCAAAUAAUGUAUUGUCGCUUGAUAUUAUUAUAAUUCAUUAAUAUGAUAAUUAUUUAAUGUUAUAAAAAAAGUCAGUGGGUACAAACAAAGAUACUAAAGUAAAGCAUGUGGCGAAAGUGAUGUAACGAUUAUUCGAAUUUCAUUACCAUAUUAUUAUAAUAGACAAUGAAUUACAUAUAUUUUUUUUAUUUUCGCAAAAAAAAAAUGAUUUGACAUCAGAUGAAAUUAGAUCAAUAGAAAAAUAUAUUUAAUUAAAUUUAUUGUUGUGCUAUCAUUGUUCCUUGGCUGUAUUAGUAAUAUAUGUAGUUGGUUGAAGAUCUGCCAUUGAUCUAGUUCUGAUGUUAAUAAACAGAAUCUAGACGUAUUUUACAGUGCUACCUUCUUCAUAAUAUGAAGAAAUAAUUAAUAAUUAAACUGAAAUAUCGACUGUUUAUAUUAUUGUAAAGAUGCACGAAUAUAGUUCUGUAUAUGGAUAUACCAUAUACAGAUGUAUACAAUUAUACAUCUGUAAUAAUAUGACCGUGUAUAUGUAUAUAUAUUUAACAAUAUUAUGUACAUAUAUAUAGGGUGUUUCAAAAAUAUAUAAUUUUUUAGUUUAUCUAUUAAUUGUUAGAAAUCAUAAGAGAUGUAUAAAAAUAUUUAUCUUAAUUGGUCAAAAGACCAUGGAUUCUUAAUCAAUUUUUGCAUUGUUAAUUCAUAUACAAAUAUUAAAGAUUAUUUUACGAAUGUUGAAAAUGUUAUUUACUUUUAGAAGUUAUUCGCGAAAUACCCUUUAUAUGUAUGUAUACAACAACAUAAAUGUUAAGAUAGACAUAUACAUAUACAUAAAUGUAUAUGUGUAUAUUUAUUCUUAGAGUAAUAAGUGACUGCGAAAAAAUAUUUUACUUAUAUGAAUGAAUUAUUAUCAAUAGUAAUAAGAAUUAUAUUUUUUUUAGCAUAACUUAAGUGACAAUUAUUAUUAACUAAUCAUUAUUUUAUAUUACGAUUUUACUCUCUAAUUAUAAUAAUUAUUUCAUAUAUCGGUGGCUCAUGAUUUUUUAAUCAAUCUCAAUUCAGAAUAAAUUGCCUGAUCGCUAAAAUUGUAUUCAACUUUCAUCAUUGAGUAUUACAAUAAAUUAUAAAUUAUUGGCGUUUAA